GUGUUCCCGCCCAUUUGAUAAGCUACAGUAGCAGCCUAGAUUUGGACCGCACAUCGGAUAAAAAUAUCUGGUGAAGCUUCCUCCAUACUCAUGUGAAUUGUGAUAAAGAGAAAGAGUAUGCGAGAAGCUAAGCCACUGGGCGCUGGAUAUUUCCGUCAGAUCCGGCCACCUGGAGAAAGAGGGAUUCUGCGUACACAUCUCAAGAGAGAGAGGGGGAGCGUAUGGAGAAAGUUUUCCAUCAGAUCCACAUGUUCUUUCUUCUCUUUUCGCAGCCGCUUCACCGUCUACGAUCGCCAUCAAAUUCCAAUCAGCACAUUGCCGUAGCGAGAGAGAGAGCAGACCACCGUAGGAAUUCCGCCGAAUCAGCAGAAAUUCAUCUUCACCGGGAAGCAGCAUGAAGACGGCCGGACCCUUGCCGACUACAACAUCCAAAAAAGCUACUGGCAGAGGUGAAGUCAACAGGGCUAGGCUAAGGUUACAAUCAUAUCUUCCCCCAUAGAGGAUGGACGGGGCAACACAAAGUAGAUGUUGCAUUCAGAGAAUAGAUUUAGCGAUGGUGGAAGACAACCAUGACGAUGGGAAACGUGAGACGAAAACAAAGAGGCUAUGUGGUUGUUACGGAGCUCCUUUUCUUCAUUGUCUUAUGCUACAUUUCGUGAUAUGCCAAAAAAAGGAUUGCAUUGCAGAGAAAAACCAGAUAUGAAUCUCUAACCUGUCUUAUUCGUCAGGGUUUGAUGAUUUCAUCAGUACUUUUCAUAAUUUAAUGUUAUGGAAUUUCCUUAUUUGCCUAUAUGUAUUCCAUAUUCUAUCAACUUGGUUUUAUAAUGUUCUCUUACAAUUUUAUUUGUAGCAUUUUUAGCCAAAUAUUUGGGCCUAUUCGUGAGUGGGUAACACCUAUUCUUGCAAGGAUGCUUCCCUCUAUUCGGUGUGCUCCUGACGAUUUUACUAUUGUCAACAUCCAAGAAGGUGUAAGUUUGCUAUCACUAUGCAUAUAUAUGUGGCCGGAGUAUUUCACAAAAAGUUUCCUGCAAGAGGUACUUUGGGUUCGGUAUUGUGAGUCAAGGACGUAUUGAAUAAGCUUGAAGGUAAAGCUGCCAAAUUCCAAAAAUUCAAAGGAUUUGGGGAAUUUGUUAGACUAUGAAUAGAACUUCCUAAGAAUGUUAGUUUAAUUGUUGUUGGACUUUAAUCAUUGGUUAUUAUAAAUUGGAUUAUUCGAUUUACUUUUUAUUACUCUAUUAAUAUAGGUUAAGCUUUGAUUUUGUAAUUUAGAUUAUAUAACUCUUGCAUCAGAUAGUAACUAUUGGAUCACCUCUUUUA
This is a messenger RNA of Cuscuta campestris, 1317 nucleotides long. The record is from the annotation of a GenBank genome assembly. NCBI's taxonomy places the organism in Eukaryota, Viridiplantae, Streptophyta, Magnoliopsida, Solanales, Convolvulaceae.